ACGCACUACACAAACUAAACAUGAAGUUCCUCAUUGUCUUCGUUGCUCUCUUCGCUCUGGCCGUGGCUGGUCCUACAUCGCAUGGCGAGGCCCAGAUUGUUAAGUUGGAUUCCGAUGUCCAGCCCGACCAUCACGCAUAUGUCUCUGAACUCAACGAUGGUACAUUAAUCGUGUCCAAUGGUCAGUUGAAGAACGCCGGUACUGAACACGAGUCUUAUGAACAUCAUGGUAGCUACUCCUACGUUGGCGAUGAUGGUCAGACCUACACCGUCACCUACACUGCUGAUGAGAACGGUUUCCAGCCCUCGGGUGCUCAUUUGCCCGUUGCUCCCCAGGCUUAAGAAGCGCAAUGAUAACUAAAUAAAAAU
This is a messenger RNA of Drosophila busckii, 368 nucleotides long. Its product is annotated as larval cuticle protein 65Ag1-like. Gene Ontology annotation, molecular function: structural constituent of chitin-based larval cuticle. NCBI's taxonomy places the organism in Eukaryota, Metazoa, Arthropoda, Insecta, Diptera, Drosophilidae. The transcript has 2 exons. The record is from RefSeq and is a predicted model, not a curated record. Bases 21 to 341 code for a protein of 106 amino acids. Gene Ontology annotation, cellular component: chitin-based extracellular matrix.